CGGCCAAACCCAUCUGUUAUCCACCCCAUCUAAUUCUCUGAAGUCUGAAGAGCGAAAGAGCGAAAGAGCGAGAGAGCGACGUAGCCGCCCUGCGAGUCUGACCGAUCACAGACGAGCGAGAGCGAGAGAGAUGGUGGGGGGAGCGUUUUGGGGAACAAGAGUGCUGGAGAUAGUGAAGAAGCACGACUCGGGAGGACUGGUAUGGAAGAGGAUAAAGCUCACCACCACCAGGAAGGCCAACGCCAAGAAGCGUCUUCUCAGGGUGUGGCAGAAUGAGGCUGUUUUGAAGGCUUGUGCUGAACCACCUCCUUCAGCAGCUGGUGCUGCUGGAGUUGCAGAGAAAGACAGCCAAGACACCAAAUCGUAGUGCAAAUACAGUAAGAACACAAGAUGCGCCUGAAGGUCUUGCUGUGCUGAUUCCAAGCUUCUUGAUAUGUGUGACAACUUGAACUUCGAACUUGGCUUGAGCUCAUGACAACCAUGUUAAAUCUUUGAUUGUCAAUGUCUGUCAUUUUUUAGCAUUAGAUCACCAGAUGUAUUCCUAUCUCAACCUUGUUUUGUGAUAGAACUCUUAAACAAAAAUCUAGUUAUUCAUUUAUUAAAAGAAUUUGCCUGCUA
Macadamia integrifolia is the source of this 618-nucleotide messenger RNA. RefSeq lists its product as uncharacterized. Lineage: Eukaryota; Viridiplantae; Streptophyta; Magnoliopsida; Proteales; Proteaceae. The record is from RefSeq and is a predicted model, not a curated record. The coding region runs from base 131 to 367 and encodes 78 amino acids. The transcript is spliced from 2 exons.